Molecule: messenger RNA, 3106 nt
Organism: Lactuca sativa (garden lettuce)
Lineage: Eukaryota; Viridiplantae; Streptophyta; Magnoliopsida; Asterales; Asteraceae
Gene: PTAC2
Product: plastid transcriptionally active 2
Molecular function (GO): protein binding
Source: RefSeq, a predicted model, not a curated record
UCCACAACGAAGCCACUGUCAGCGUCUUCUUCUUCAUCUUCCUCCUCUACCCUGCUGCAGCUCAAGCUCCAUUGCUGCACCUCUGGCUCCCUCUUAAAUACACAGAGAUACUCCGGAAGCAAGGUCAAUUUUCAAUUUCUGAGAGUAAAACAUAUCGUCAACUCAUGCGAACUAAAACCCUAACAACAAGAUGACACUUUCAUACCACUCCAUCUCGCCAAUUCUCAUCCGUAGUGCCAACAAAACCACCAUACAGGAAUACAAUUUUCCCCAAUUUAGCACCCGAGGGUUCAAAUUUGCCGGGCGCCGGUCAAUAGUAAUCUGCGAGAGCUCCCUCGCUAAACCACCCAACUCCCGAUCCAGAACCAGAUCCAAACCCAAACCGAAAGAGCUGGUCUUUGGAUACCCUUCAAACAGCGUCGAAAAAGGCAAGUACAGCUAUGAAGUUGAAAGCCUACUGAAUAAACUCUCCGGCUUACCCCCACGGGGCAGUAUAGCUCGUUGCUUGGAGCCGUUCAAGAACAAGCUUAGCCUCAAUGACUUUGCUUUGGUUUUCAAAGAGCUUGCACAACGUGGAGACUGGCAAAGAUCUUUACGUCUCUUUAAGCAAAUGCAGCGGCAGGUCUGGUCUAAGCCGAAUGAUCAUAUCUACACGAUUGUUAUCGGAAUUUUGGGUCGUGAAGGUCUUCUUGACAAAUGCUACGACGUGUUCGAGGAAAUGCCCAGCGAAGGGGUGCCUCGUACCGUGUUUUCAUAUACCUCGAUCAUCAAUGCCUAUGGGCGAAACGGUCAGUAUGAAACUUCCCUACAGCUUCUUGAUAGAAUGAAAAAAGAAGGAAUUUCCCCCAAUAUCUUGACAUACAACACUGUGAUAAACUCCUGUGCGAGAGGUGGGUAUGAUUGGGAAGGCUUAUUGAGUUUAUUCGCUGAAAUGCGACAUGAAGGGUUACAACCAGAUUUAGUUACUUAUAACACUCUUCUCGCUACUUGUGCUAAUAGAGGUUUAGGCGAUGAAGCUGUAAUGGUUUUCAGAACCAUGAACGAAGGUGGAACAAUACCAGAUACCACUAGUUACGAUUACUUAGUUCAAACUUUUGGCAAAUUGGGUAAUCUUAAAAAGGUUUCAGACCUUCUUAUGGAGAUGGAAUCAAGAGGGAAUUUACCCGAAGCAUCUUGCUAUAAUGUCCUAUUGGAAGCAUACUCAGAUUUGGAACAAACAAAGGAUGCACUGGAUGUGUUUAGGCAAAUGCAGACUGCUGGUUGUAUACCUAAUGCAAUGACUUACACUAUUCUAUUGAAUCUUUUUGGGAAACAAGGAAGAUACGAUGAAGUUCGUGAGCUUUUUCUUGAAAUGAAAGUUAGCAGUAUGGGAUUAGAUGCUGCCACAUACAACAUUCUCAUAGAUGUUUUUGGAGAAGGUGGGUAUUUCAAAGAAGUGAUAACUUUAUUCAAUGAUAUGGUAGAUGAGAAAAUCGACCCGAAUAUGGAAACAUAUGAAGGAUUAAUAGUGUCAUGUGGGAAAGGAGGACUUCAUGAAGAUGCUAAAAGGAUUUUACUACACAUGAGAGAAACCGGAUUAGUCCCAAGUUCAAAAGCUUACACUGGAAUCAUAGAAGCUUAUGGACAAGCUGCAUUAUAUGAAGAAGCUCUUGUCACUUUCAAUACAAUGAAUGAACUCGGUAGGAAUCCAACCAUUGAAACUUUUAAUUCUUUGAUUGAUGUGUUUUCAAGAGGGGGAUUAUACAAAGAAAGUGAAGCAAUAGUGUCGCGAAUGAGUGAAGUUGGUGUUUCGGGUGACACAGAUACUUUCAAUGGAGUGAUUGAAGCAUUUAGACAAGGGGGACAAUUUGAAGAUGCAAUCAAAGCUUAUGUUGAUAUGGAAAAAGCAAAGUGUAAUCCAGAUGAACGUACACUUGAAGCAGUUUUGAGUGUUUACUGCUUUGCAGGUCUUGUAGAUGAAAGUGAAGAACAGUUUCAAGAAAUUGAGAAAAUGGUGGAGUUGCCUAGUGUCAUGAGCUACUGCAUGAUGCUAUCAAUCUAUGCAAAAUCUGAAAGGUGGGAUGAUGCACAUGAGUUGUUGGAUGAGAUGAUAAGAUGUGAUUCAUCAAACAUUCAUCAAGUGAUUGGGAGGAUGAUUAGGGGAGAUUAUGAUGAUGAAUCGAAUUGGCAAAUGGUGGAAUAUGUUUUUGAUAAAUUAAACACAGAAGGGCGUGGAUUAGGGUUAAGAUUCUACAACACACUUCUAGAAGCUCUUUGGUGGUUAGGUCAAAAAGAAAGAGCUACAAGAGUGCUUAAAGAAGCAACAAAAAGAGGUCUUUUCCCUGAAAUAUUCCGUAAGAGCAAACGUAUAUGGUCUGUUGAUGUACACAGGUUGUGGCCUGGGGGUGCGUGUACAGCUCUAUCACUUUGGUUUAAGAACAUGAGAGAGAUGUUAAAGGAAAAAGAGGAUCUUCCUCAUUUAGCUUCAGUGGUUGUAGUCAGAAGAGGACAGAUGGAGAAGAGUUCCAUAACAAGAGAUUUUCCAGUUGCAAAAAUGGUGUAUUCGAUUUUGAAAGACAGUGUAUCAUCAUCUUUCUGUUUACCUGGAUGGAACAAGGGUAGAAUCGUGUGUCAAAAACCUCAACUUAAAAAGAUUCUAGUUGAUAUGGGAAAAGGGUCUGAGAAUGAGAUUAUGAAUUUGAGUAAUGCCCCUAUUCCUGUUGUGGAUUCAAGAACAAACAAGGGUAAGGUCAGAAAAGGUGGGAUGAAUAAUGGUGAAGUAAAGAUUGGUUUAAAUGGUGGGAGUGGGGCCCACAUCGAUACAAGAACAGAGGUGGCAACAGGCUCCUUUUAGAAUUUUGAAAAACCCAAUUUUGUUCUGUUCACUAAUAAUAAUCUCUUAGUUAUGGGAAAUGAGAUGUUAGUAUUUUUGUUCAUGUGUAUCAUUCUAGAUUUGAUUUUGUGGCUUUUGUUAUCAUAGGAGCCAAAUAUAGCACUCGAAAUUGCUUUGUAUUUUGAUGACAUUGAUAUAAUUGGGUAGGUUUUUAAAAAGUACAAUGUUGUAAUAGGAAGACAUGAAAGUAGGAUGCUAUAAUAAACAAAUCAGUGAAGGUACGUUGUUAUUAAA